Panthera uncia (snow leopard) is the source of this 982-nucleotide messenger RNA. RefSeq names its product olfactory receptor 52D1-like. The record is from RefSeq and is a predicted model, not a curated record. Gene Ontology annotation, biological process: G protein-coupled receptor signaling pathway. Gene Ontology annotation, molecular function: G protein-coupled receptor activity; olfactory receptor activity. Lineage: Eukaryota; Metazoa; Chordata; Mammalia; Carnivora; Felidae. The transcript has a single exon. The coding region runs from base 25 to 975 and encodes 316 amino acids. Gene Ontology annotation, cellular component: membrane.
AAGCUAAAACAUCAGGCACUUGUUAUGUCAGCAUACAAUAAGACUGAUGUCCAUCCAUCAACCUUCAUCCUCAUUGGCAUUCCUGGGUUGGAGGCUGCCCACAUCUGGAUCUCCAUCCCCUUUUGUGUGGUAUACCUUUUGGCCCUCCUGGGAAACUGCUCUUUUCUGUUUAUCAUUAAGACAGACCCCAGCCUCCAUGAGCCAAUGUACCUCUUCCUCUGCAUGCUGGCUGUGGCUGAUCUGGUUGUGUGUACUACAGCUGUACCAAAACUUCUUAGCCUUUUCUGGUUCCAUGAUGGAGAGAUUCGCUUUGAAGCCUGCCUCACUCAAGUGUUCCUGAUUCACUCUUGCUCUACCAUGGAAUCUGGCUUCUUCCUGGCCAUGGCUUUUGACCGUUAUGUAGCCAUUUGUAACCCAUUAAGACAUUCAGGUAUUCUGACACACGCUGUAAUUGGGGGGAUGGGUCUAGCUAUAGUACUCCGGGGCACAGCACUUCUCAGUCCUCACCCCUUCCUGCUACGUUGGCUUCCCUACUGCAGAACCGAUAUCAUUUCCCACACCUACUGUGAGUUCAUGGCCCUCAUCAAGAUUGCCUGUGCUGAGACAAGAAUCCGUAGAGCCUACAGCCUCAUUGUUGCCUUCCUUACUGGUGGCCUGGACUUCAUAUUGAUCAUUUGUUCUUAUGUUCUCAUACUGCACACUGUCUUCCACCUCCCAUCCAAGGAUGCCCGAUUCAAGACCUUGGGUACCUGUGGCUCCCAUAUCUGUGUCAUCUUAGUGUCUUAUACUCCAGCCUUCUUCUCUUUCCUUACCCACAGGUUUGGGCACCAUGUGGCUCCCCAUGUCCACAUAUUUGUGGCCAACAUCUAUCUUCUGGUCCCACCCAUGGUGAACCCUAUUAUCUACGGGGUAAGGACCAAGAAGAUACGGGACAGGUUUCUUAAAUUUUUCACUUUUUCAAAGCCUGUGAAAUAAGUCUUUU